AUGGAUCCACUGUCAGAUAGAGAUGCAUACCAACAACUAGGACAACGUUUAAAUCAACAACAUUCAGAACAGCUUUCAACUCAAUUACAAGUUUUCCGAUCUGCUUUAAUCAAUUUUGUCAAUGAUCAUAGUAAUGAAAUCAAAAGUAAUGCUGAAUUUCGAUCUAAAUUCAAUCAAAUUUCACAACUGAUUGGAAUGGAUCCAUUGGAUCUACUAAUAUAUUCCAACUCCAAAUCCAAGAGCAAUGGUAAUAAACAUGGUGGAAGUAAUUUUAUUACUGGAUUGUCUGUAAAGAUUGUUGAAAUAUGUCAAGAGACUCGAGACUUGAAUGGCGGACUAAUCGCAAUACGAGAAUUACAAUCAAUUUUGACUGACAAUUCAUCGGAUUUGACAAUAGACAUAUCUACCAAACAUAUAGAACAAGCAAUAACCAUUUUAAAUUCCAUGGGUAAAAACUAUGAACUAAUCGUGAUCAAUAAUGAAUCGUGGUUAAAAUUUUCUUCAAUCGAGAAUCUAUCUAAUGACCAAUUGAAGAUUUAUGAAUUAUGUGGUUUUAUGGGUGGAUAUGUUACGAUGGGAUUAAUUAGAGAUAAUUAUGGUUGGGAUAAAAUUAGAAUCAAGAAUGUGAUUGAUGAAAUGAUUAUGAAUGGGAUAUUAUGGGUUGACGAACAAGGCGAAGACGAAUGGCAGUAUUGGGAACCAUCUUGGAUAUCUCAUUAA
Lodderomyces orthopsilosis Co 90-125 is the source of this 720-nucleotide messenger RNA. RefSeq names its product ESCRT-II subunit protein (gene VPS22). Gene Ontology annotation, biological process: protein transport to vacuole involved in ubiquitin-dependent protein catabolic process via the multivesicular body sorting pathway. Gene Ontology annotation, cellular component: ESCRT II complex. The record is from RefSeq and is a predicted model, not a curated record. Lineage: Eukaryota; Fungi; Ascomycota; Pichiomycetes; Serinales; Debaryomycetaceae. The transcript has a single exon. The coding region runs from base 1 to 720 and encodes 239 amino acids.